GUGUUCAAUUUGGCGCCUUGCAUUUGACCAAUCGACAUCACUUACGAUUGCGCAUGAGUUAGAAUUUCCCUCCAUCUGUAUCGACAAUAUGGCUGUAAGCAUAAUUGACAUAACAUAGAGGUUAAUCCAAGGAAAAGAAGUCAUUGAAUUUUUACGCUCAACGUACCUUGAACGUUACGUACACUUGGCUGUAUCGAGUGCUCGAAUAUCUCCGAAUGUCUGAAAUAAUACCUAUAAGGAUAAAAUAAAAAGAACAUUCGAUAAGGGUCAACGAUUAUGAAGUAACCCCUCGAUCAUUUACCAUACACAAAUGUCAUUUUCGCGAAAUUAUAUUUUACUUUUCUACGGCAAAAAUGUCUAGCGAGUUUGAUCUAGUGAAUUAUAAUUAAAUAUGUUGCCCUCUUAGAAAGGUAUUCCUAUUUAUAUAUCGUAUGUUUAACACGGAGAAAUGGCGCAGAUACAAACUCCAAACGCCGAUGGCCUUCCAAAACAUUUUGUUAGCGCAAUGCGUACGCUCUUUGAUAUAAUGGAUGACCAGAACACUGGUUUCGUUAAAUUUUCCGACAUAGAAGGUCGAUGGCAGGACGAUGGUACUCAGGGCCUUCCUAAAGGAGUUUUGGAUAGUCUUAAAAAAGUCACUCCGCCCAACGGUUUCUUGUCCUUUGAAAGAUUCUGUGCAGGCUUGAAAAUCUGUUUAUUACAGAUUCAAACUGAAAGUGAUUUCAAAAAGCAUGACGGACAUCCAAACAGACCGCCAUCUGCUCCGAUUCUUAUUACGGAUAAUCAAAGCAAAGGACAUUGGACAUCUCCUAACACUGCCACCAUAAGACCAAAUAAUGCUAUAUCUCAGCAACGUACUUUGAGCAUGCCACAAUUACUUGCCAAUCGUAAAGAUAUCAAUACUCAACUAGAACUUAUAGAUGGAAGAAAUGGAGUAGAGGCUAAGCAUAAUAAAGCAUACGGUCCUCCAAAACCUCCACGAACAGGUGCUGCAUUAGAAGGUAGAGCACUUAGCGCAGACAGAAAUAUUGAUAAAUCAGAAAUUCGAACGGUGCUGCAAAAUUGGCAAAUGGGUUUGAUGAUGAACGACGAUAAAUGUCUGGACAAACGUCAAUUGCCCAUGUCGAAUUAUCGAUCCGAUGCUAGAAGUACGUUUUUAAGAUCGACAAGGGCUUUAGGAGAUGGUAAAGCAGUGGAUUUACAAAAUAACCAAUUAGGGUUACAGCCCAAAAAACCAUUGAAUCGACGUAGAGAACCAAGACGACAUACGUUGCAGAAUGGUAUUGACUACAAUAUGAUGAAAAGAAUGAAACAAAUAGAACAAGAAAAGGAUAUUCUGUUACAAGGUCUAGCAGCAGUUGACAAAGCUAGAGAAUGGUAUUUAAAACAAAUUUCAGCAACUCAAGAAAAAAUUAAACACUUAGGACGUAUGGGCUCGCACGUGGAGCAGUGGACGGAAGCACAGCAGGAACGUUUGGAGUUACAACGUGCAAGAGUUUUGGAAGUUAAUCGACAUCUUGCAGCAUUAAUAAGUAGCUGGGAACGUGGUGGAUUACCACUACAUAUGAACUUAGCUUUCUUGACCGCACCAACAUCAGCACAACUUCAACAAGAUGUAUUGUCAAGACUUAAACAACAAAAUCAUAAAUUAACAGAGGAAGUUAAUAAGAAGAGCCAGAGAAUAUCACUGCUUGAACAAGAAAAAGAUAAUUUAGUACGGGAAUUAUACAAUAGACAAGCAGGAAUGGUUCAAUCUCGUAGAGCAACUAUGAUCCACGAACAACACGACCAAACAUUCAUGUAAGAAUAUAAUUGAUCUGAUCGAUUCUCAAAGUAAAGUGAUAUACUUAAAUAAAUUAUUAUUAAAUUUAAAACCAAAUUAUAUAUUUUGAAUGCAGUAUCAGUCCACUUUAUAUCGAAUUCAUCUUGCACAACCAAUGUAAAAAAAAAACAAAGAAAAAAUACAAAAAUGAAAACAAAAAGAAACGCCAAACCAAUCUGUAAUACUAAACUAAAGUAUAGCUUAAUUGUGAAUCUAUAGAUCCAAAAUAUAUUAAAAAUUUUUUUGUUUUAAUAAAUUCGCCCAAAACGUUAAA
This is a messenger RNA of Vespula vulgaris, 2096 nucleotides long. RefSeq names its product suppressor APC domain-containing protein 2. The record is from RefSeq and is a predicted model, not a curated record. Bases 449 to 1804 code for a protein of 451 amino acids. The transcript is spliced from 5 exons. NCBI's taxonomy places the organism in Eukaryota, Metazoa, Arthropoda, Insecta, Hymenoptera, Vespidae.